AUGGUACAAGACUUAUUUGAGAAAUUAAAAGCUGACUAUGCAACGGCAGACUCUUGCAAUUCAGUUCAAGGUGAGCAGAUCAUGAGUUAUCGUCUAAAUACGGCAGUGUCAGCGCAUAAUCGAAAAUCUGCUAUUUCAGGAGCAGGUCAUGUGGAGACACCAGCAGUACCUGAAGGCACUAAUAAAAGUUCUUCUGUGCUGUGA
Angiostrongylus costaricensis is the source of this 204-nucleotide messenger RNA. Lineage: Eukaryota; Metazoa; Nematoda; Chromadorea; Rhabditida; Metastrongylidae. The record is from the annotation of a GenBank genome assembly.